AUGGACGCGGAAAGAGAGUUGAGAGAACUCUUUCGGGGCAUCGAAAGGGGCCUUCAGACAGGGACACGGGUUGAGUCUGAAACCGUAUCCAGCUCCUUUGACGGCCAAACCGACGCAUCUCACACAACGAAGAUGUCCUACGGACUCGCGCUAACCAAUACUCUCAUGGAAUCCGAGCUGACUUGGGAGAUCCAAACCGGCUUCUACCACCUCUACCAAGGCAGAUACUACAUUGACGGUAGCCAAUUCGAGGCCUCUGCCCAGGAUGAAGACCAGGGGAUGGCGAUUAGCCAACGGGAUAUCAUGCAGCGGGAGAUUAUCCAGCGGAUAGAUCGUGCCCUCGUCGAAGCCAAUAUCCUACUCGAUGAAUUCAAGGCUUGUCGUCAGCCGUUAUCGGCCGUGCAGGAGCCCAGCAUUCCCGCUGCGAUAAUAGAUCAGAACCUUAUUAGCUCGGAAUCAAGCGCUGCGUCGUCGUUGGAACCUCUUCUGGUCGAUUGCUCUCUCUCCGAUGAUGCUGAUAUUGUGGAAGGAGGAGUGGUUUGCGAUGGAAGAGGUUCUCACUUUGUCUUCGGAGAGGGCGUUGAGGAUGUAUUUGGUGCAUGA
Messenger RNA from Penicillium lagena, 603 nucleotides. RefSeq lists its product as uncharacterized. The coding region runs from base 1 to 603 and encodes 200 amino acids. The record is from RefSeq and is a predicted model, not a curated record. The transcript has 2 exons. NCBI's taxonomy places the organism in Eukaryota, Fungi, Ascomycota, Eurotiomycetes, Eurotiales, Aspergillaceae.